GAGGCGCCGAGUGUUCCUCUCGCUCUCUUCCCCGGUGUUCUCGAGCGCCGUAGCCAUGUCUUAUCCCGCUGAUGACUACGAGUCUGAGGCUGCUUAUGAUCCCUACGCUUACCCAGGCGACUAUGAUAUGCACACAGGUGAGACCACGGGCCUGGCUGCCGGGCUGAGGCCUGUAGGGAUUGGCGUCUUUUUGAAUGUCUCACAACCACCUCUGACAGCCAGCUGUCAGAAACUCUGCUUCUUUUAUGUUGGCGAAUUUUUCUGCUUCAUUUUCAGCUGGACCAAGCUGACUGAAAGAUUCUUCAAGAACACACCAUGGCCUGAAGCUGAAGCCAUUGCCCCCCAGGUUGGCAACGGUGGUGUGUUCCUGCUGCUAAGAAGUUAUUACUUUUUUCAGGCUGUAGAUAGUGUGAAAGUGCCUGCCUUCCCUACCUUGACAUUAGUAAUUAGUAUAUUCACUGUGCAUAUGGACUGUCGCUUGGGUUUAUGCCCCUGCUCUGUCUCCCUUCUUUCUCAACAGUUCCAGUCUUUUAGUCAGUACCGCUGCAAGACUGCCAAGAAGUCGGAAGAAGAGAUUGACUUCCUCCGUUCCAAUCCCAAAAUCUGGAAUGUUCACAGCGUCCUCAAUGUCCUUCAUUCUCUGGUGGACAAGUCCAACAUCAACCGGCAGCUGGAGGUAUACACGAGUGGAGGUGACCCUGAGAGUGUAGCUGGGGAGUACGGGCGACACUCCCUCUACAAGAUGCUCGGCUACUUCAGCCUGGUGGGGCUCCUGCGCCUGCACUCCCUGUUGGGAGAUUACUACCAGGCCAUCAAGGUGCUGGAGAACAUCGAACUGAACAAAAAGAGCAUGUAUUCCCGUGUGCCCGAGUGCCAGGUCACCACAUACUAUUAUGUCGGCUUUGCAUAUUUGAUGAUGCGUCGCUACCAGGAUGCUAUCCGAGUCUUUGCCAACAUCCUCCUCUACAUCCAGAGGACCAAGAGCAUGUUCCAGAGGACCACGUACAAGUAUGAGAUGAUCAACAAGCAGAACGAGCAGAUGCAUGCAUUGCUGGCCAUUGCGCUCACCAUGUACCCCAUGAGGAUCGACGAGAGCAUCCACCUCCAGCUGCGGGAGAAGUAUGGGGACAAGAUGUUGCGCAUGCAGAAGGGCGACCCCCAGGUCUAUGAGGAGCUGUUCAGCUACUCCUGCCCCAAGUUUCUGUCUCCUGUCGUGCCCAACUAUGACAACGUGCACCCCAACUACCACAAAGAGCCCUUCUUGCAGCAGCUGAAGGUGUUCUCGGAUGAAGUGCAGCAGCAGGCCCAGCUCUCCACCAUCCGCAGCUUCCUCAAGCUCUACACCACCAUGCCUGUGGCCAAGCUGGCUGGUUUCCUGGACCUCACUGAGCAAGAGUUCCGCAUCCAGCUUCUUGUCUUCAAGCACAAGAUGAAGAACCUGGUGUGGACCAGUGGUAUCUCUGCCCUCGAUGGUGAAUUCCAGUCGGCCUCUGAGGUUGACUUCUACAUUGAUAAGGAUAUGAUCCACAUUGCAGACACCAAGGUUGCCAGGCGCUAUGGGGAUUUCUUUAUCCGUCAGAUCCACAAAUUUGAAGAGCUUAAUCGAACACUGAAGAAGAUGGGACAGAGACCCUGAAGCACUCAAGUGACACUGUCGUUGUAGAUGGGAAGUAUUUUUGUCACCAUGAAGCCUUUACUCAAAUCUGCCAUCAGCUGAGUUGGAAUUGCCUCAAAUUAAGGACUAAAAUGUUUUCAGUAGUAAAGGAUCUUGGGAGCCAGA
This is a messenger RNA of Dipodomys ordii (Ord's kangaroo rat), 1780 nucleotides long. RefSeq names its product eukaryotic translation initiation factor 3, subunit L (gene Eif3l). Gene Ontology annotation, cellular component: eukaryotic translation initiation factor 3 complex; cytoplasm. Lineage: Eukaryota; Metazoa; Chordata; Mammalia; Rodentia; Heteromyidae. The record is from RefSeq and is a predicted model, not a curated record. The coding region runs from base 56 to 1636 and encodes 526 amino acids. The transcript has 10 exons. Gene Ontology annotation, biological process: translational initiation. Gene Ontology annotation, molecular function: protein binding; translation initiation factor activity.